AUGGAAUCGAAACCCGUUCCCGCGAAACUGAUCAACGCCACGCCUCCAUAUGGACAUAUUAUCAUUAAUGAGAAAUGGGGGGGCUCAACACUUGUGCAUUGUUUUAAAGGGAGUGUGAAGAUGAUUUUUGAAGAUGAGCUGGGUGUUGUGGACUUCUGUCUGAGCAAUAAGACUUGUGUCCUAUAUGUGUCAGAGAGUGAUCAGGUGGUGGGAAACAGCUACAGGAGGAAGAUCGUGCGAUUUAGAAAUGCUAACAGUGGUCUUCACGGUAUUGUGAUUGUGGAAAAGACUCAUCUGAGUGAGCAGUACUUCAGCAGGCUGCAGAGGUUUAUAGUUUUGGAGUUGGGUCUGACUCUACUGCCUGUGUCCACUGCUGCUGAAGCCGCUCAGCUCAUUGCACAGCUGGUUCUUGGAGAAAACAAGGAGAACCCAUUCCGAAGGAGAAGUGUAUCCAGACUGCUGGAGCCAGUGGUGUUGAGUUUGGUUCAGCAGUUACCUGGGGUUGGAAAGGUGAAGGCCAUGCUGCUGCUACAGCGAUUCCCCAGCAUCCAUCAGCUCUGCGGAGCUUCAGUUCAAGAGCUAGAGCCUAUAGUGGGACAGACAACAGCCCAGCACAUCACAGCGUUCCACAAUCAGUCCACAUCAAAGACUCCAUUGAAACACUGA
Myxocyprinus asiaticus (Chinese sucker) is the source of this 666-nucleotide messenger RNA. RefSeq names its product Fanconi anemia core complex-associated protein 24-like. Gene Ontology annotation, molecular function: chromatin binding. Lineage: Eukaryota; Metazoa; Chordata; Actinopteri; Cypriniformes; Catostomidae. Gene Ontology annotation, biological process: interstrand cross-link repair. Bases 1 to 666 code for a protein of 221 amino acids. The record is from RefSeq and is a predicted model, not a curated record. The transcript is spliced from 5 exons. Gene Ontology annotation, cellular component: Fanconi anaemia nuclear complex.